CUUCCGAAACGGGGCAGGCUGAUUUAGCCCCUCCCACGAGCUCGAGGGUCUGUUAUAUCUCUGUUCCUUGAGUACCUCUCUUACUGAGACCGACCACAGCAAGCAGAGGCUGAAAAAUAAAGAGCAAAGAAGAAGAAAACAAAAGCUGCCAAUUAUGGAAGAUAGAAGGGAUUCCAGAGUGCUGGCAGCAAAAAGGACAUUUCUGCCACAUCAGUUGUAUCAGGAUGGUUUGGCUUCAAAGCAUUUAAAUCCUGACUCUAAUUGGAUCAAGCAUAAUUCUCAUGCAGCAUCAGAUCAAGAGUCUGAACUGAAGACAUUUUGCUCCAAAAACAUACUGGUUAUCCUUGGCUUCUCCUCCAUCAUUGCUGUGAUAGCAUUGCUUGCUCUGGGGCUGACCCAGAACAAACCAUUGCCAGAAAAUGUUAAGUUUGGGAUUGUGUUGGAUGCAGGCUCUUCUCACACGAGUUUGUACAUCUAUAAAUGGCCAGCAGAAAAGGAGAAUGACACAGGUGUGGUGAGUCAGGUAGAAGAGUGCAAGCUAAAAGGUCCUGGAAUCUCAGAAUUUGCUAAAAAACUAGGAGAAAUAGAUAUUUAUCUGGAGGCAUGCAUGGAAAGAGCCAGGACGGUGGUUCCAAAGUCCCAGCAUGCAGAGACACCAGUUUACUUGGGAGCCACAGCAGGCAUGCGGUUACUCAGGAUGAAAAAUGAAAAUUUGGCAAGCAAAAUCCUGUCUACAGUGGCAGAGAGCAUCACGAGAUACCCCUUUGACUUCCAGGGUGCCAGGAUCAUCACUGGCCAAGAGGAAGGUGCCUAUGGCUGGAUUACUAUCAACUAUCUGCUGGACAAAUUUAUUCAGAAAUCAGGUUGGUUUAACCUGAAGCCAAGGAAAGGUGAUACUCAGGAAACCUAUGGAGCUUUAGACCUUGGAGGAGCCUCUACACAAAUCACUUUUGUGCCCCAAAACCAAGUGCUCGAGUCUCCAGAAAACACACUGCACUUCCGCCUCUAUGGCAAGAACUACAGUGUAUACACACACAGUUUCUUAUGCUAUGGGAAGGAUCAAGCCCUUUUGCAGAAACUGACCAAGGACCUUAAGAAUACAAAUGGAACCAUCCAUGAACCAUGCUUUCACUCUGGAUACCAGAGGAGAAUGAAUGUGAGUCACCUUUAUGAGGCUCCCUGCACCAGGAGAUUUUUGAUGUCUCUUCCAUUUCCUGAACUUGAAAUCCAAGGCACUGGAGACUUUCAGAAAUGCCAGCAAAGCAUCCGUCCACUCUUCAACACUAGUUACUGCCCUUACUCUCGUUGUUCCUUUGAUGGGGUUUUCUUACCAUUACCUCAAGGGGAUUUUGCGGCAUUUUCAGCUUUUUACUAUGUGAUGGGGUUUUUAAACCUUACAUCAGAGGAAGGCUCAUCUCAGUCAAAGAUGACUAGCACAUUGGAAGAGUUCUGCUCUCGGCCUUGGGCAGAGCUGCAGAUGUAUUUUGGUGACGUGAAGGAGAAGUACCUGAGUGAAUACUGCUUUUCUGGCACCUACAUCCUCACACUUCUUCUGAGUGGCUAUCAUUUUACAGCUGAGACCUGGAAGAAUAUUCAUUUCAUGGGCAAGGUCCAGAGCACCAGUGUCGGGUGGACUUUGGGCUACAUGCUGAACCUGACCAACAUGAUCCCAUCUGAAGAGCCAUCAUCCACACCUCUCUCCCACUCCACCUAUGUCUUCCUCGUGGUCCUUUUCUCCCUAAUCCUGGUCAUAGUGGUCAUCAUCGGCCUAUUUGUCUGCCACAGGCCUUCAUAUUUCUGGAAAGAUAUGGUAUAGCAGGAGCAACUGAAAUCUGCUGGCUGGAGUGAGAAGAAAACUCGCUCAGGGAGCACUUUCCUCUGCAGUGGUGUACAAGGUCAUCGUUCCUUGCUCACCAAGGCCAGUCUUGACCAGCAUGAAGUUUCCUUGGCUUCUGCUGAAGCCUUUCUGUGGGAGGUAUUCACCACCCUCUGCCUCAAAGACUUCCUGGCAGACAUUAUCUCUCUCGUGAGUCUUUCCAAACACCCCCUUUUUCUUUUGUACUCUGUGCUGGGUAGGUCUUAAAGACCUGCCUCCUUUCAUGAUCUUUGCUUUAUAAAGAGCAACAUUGACCUGGUCCAGAAGAACUGAGAAUCCUGAGUCCUGUGCUGGGAAGUUGCACUCGCUAAAAGAAGAGUCUUGGGAACUGAUUAAGUUGUGGUCUUACAGACCCGCUCUCUCUCUCUCCCUCUCCCGUUUCCCAUUUUUUUAAGAAAGCCAUAGAAUGCCUUUGGAGAAGACAGACACGCAUCCCAUUCCCAGCCUGCCCUUUGCAUGGGAGAAUUUUCUAGACUAGGAGAAUUUUCUAGACUAGGCAAAUAUGUGCUAAGGCAAAAGAGGCUUGCGAAGGAACUUAUGUGCUUAGGCAGUUAAUACUGUAGUUAAUCCAAGCCAAAAGAAGAACGUGGAUGAGUCACAUAUUCCUGGGUGAUGUCAAAAUGCUGCAAAGUGGAAUACUCAGACCAGAGAUUAUUUUAAAAGCUGCUGUACAUACAAAUAGGCAUUCAGAUAUCAGGGCAUAUUAUCUGUGUACAUACAGAGGUACACGUGUCAGGAAGAAAAAUACAAUUACAGCACAAGGUCGGGAAAAUGCAUCCUCAAUACAUCUAUUGGGAUUUUGUUUUUAUUGUGGUAAAAUGCAUAUAACAUAAAAUUCGCCAUUAUAACAUGUACAAUUUAGUGGCAUUUAGUACACUCACAAUGUUGUACAACUGUCACCACUAUCUAAUUCCACAAUGUUUUUAUCACCAAGAAACUGGCUGGAGACAAGACCAUCCUGGGGUAGGCUUGAACCAUCAUCCUGGGGUAGGCUUGAACCAUCCAUUUAGCCAAACACGCUAACCAGUUGCACCACAAAGAUGCUCACUGAGUUUUAAAACCAUGCCAUAGCUUACUGUCCCAGGGCUUAAUUUAGUGAGAGAGUCACAUCUGCAAAUGUUGUUGCCAGUUCUAGGUAUUUUUGCUUUAAGCAUCUUUGCCAUAAACAUCUUUGCCACAAGCACUUUUGCCUAUAAACAUUUUCGCUUCAUAACCAAUUGGCUGUAAAGAAAACUUUCCAUAAAAGAUAAAAUAAUGAAAAAUAAAAGAGGGACAAUCAGAAGGGCAUAAUGAAAUGAAUAACAAUUUGAUUUUAUUGUGAAAUAUAAAAUAUUUGAGUACAUUUAAAAUGUGUGUGGAUUCCUGGCAAUACUGCAAAUAAUUUUUAUUUUGUGGGUUAUACCCAAGCACUUGUCUUCCAAGUCUUUCAUUCAUGGCAUUUUAUACCACCCCACCCCACCUCUUUUGGCCCUGCCUAUGGUAUAAAGAAGUUCCCAGGCCAGAGAUAGAACUUGAGCCAUAGCAGCGAUGACACCAGAUCCUUUAACCACUAGGCCACCAGAGAAGUCCAGUCUUUUCAUUUGCUUUGUUUUUUUGCUCAUCGAUUUCUCCCCUUGUUUGGCAUUGUACUUUUUCUUUUUCAUUAAAAUUUCUUCCUUCAUUAAGGUGACUAUCGUUUCUAAAUACUUGGAAGCAUCUCUGUAACUGAGCUUUGUGCUGUGUUUUGAAAACUUCUACACACUUGUUGUUUGUUGUUGGCAUAUUGUCACAUGUCCAUUGAUAGACAUUCCAAAGUUCUGUGGGAAAUGUGGUUCAAUUCUGUACUUUCCAGGAUCUUGGCCUCUUUCUUCUCCAAUGUAGUGUGUUUCAAAAUAAGAAAACAACUCUUGGGGCAAAUCGUUGUCAUCUGACAGCUUGAUACAGCCAUUAGUAAUGUUACCAACUGGAAAAAUGCUAAUGCAUUUCAGCCAGUUGAAACCAAGUUGUCAAACCAAAAACUGUCCCUCAAUUAUUUUAUUUUUCAUGGGAAUAUGCCUUACAGCCGAUUAGUUAUUCGAUGAAAAUGUUUGCAGCAAAAAUGCUUGUGGCAAAGAUGUCUAUGACAAAGAUGCUUAUGGUGAAGGUACCUAGAACCCAUUUCAAAAUGUAAUUAAGAUAUGUUAUUAAUGAGAUAAUUUGUUUUUCAUAUUGUUUUUGAAAUCUGUUGUGCAUAUUAUACUUACAACACAUGUCAAUCAAGACUACAUUUCAAGUGCUUGAGAGCCACCUGUGACCAGUGACUACCAUAUUGAAUAGCAAAUGUCUAAAAGGACAUUCAGAGCUAAAAAGACACAGGCAAAAAUACUUUUUCUUUUGAGGGAGGAUUUUUUUUACAACAGCUAUAGAUGCUAUAACAUUACCUACCUUAAUAUGAAAUUUAACAUUAUUCUGAAUAAGCUUUUAAGAUCUCAGCUCAGAAUUUCACUUUAUUCCUGGUUUUGUUGCCUUUUUUUGAACACAGAGAUGCCUGUUAUUCAGGCCAACAUGCCUGAUGAAAGACCGCUGGGAAAUUUAAUCUGGAUUCAAAGAUAAUACAAGAUAAUCUGGAUGCUUAUAUUCUAUAGUCAAAAUGUAAAUUUAAACAUUAAAAUAAAUGUCUCCUAAUAGCUCACAGAGCAAAAUUUACCAUAUAGUAGUAAAGUUACUAUUAAAAUAUAUUCUCAUUUAUUGUCAGUUUGAAAGAUGAGAUGAAUUUCACCCAAACUGGUCUCAUCCCUCUCUGAUUUAGAUUCUAAUAGUUGCUAUGUUACUAAAACAUGACAGUUGCUCAUAGUUAGCUGUGCUCACUAGCCGGGUAUUUCUUUCGGUUUGGUAUUUCUUUCAGUUAGUGCUAGUUUUCUUGUUUUGUUUUGUUUUAAUUUCUUGUAACAACCUCCAAGUUUUGGUGCCUUACCACAAUAAACAUUGAUUUUCAUGUUCA
Messenger RNA from Phacochoerus africanus (Common warthog), 4835 nucleotides. RefSeq names its product ectonucleoside triphosphate diphosphohydrolase 1 (gene ENTPD1). The transcript has 11 exons. Gene Ontology annotation, cellular component: plasma membrane. The record is from RefSeq and is a predicted model, not a curated record. Gene Ontology annotation, molecular function: UDP phosphatase activity; GDP phosphatase activity; oxidoreductase activity, acting on the CH-OH group of donors, NAD or NADP as acceptor. NCBI's taxonomy places the organism in Eukaryota, Metazoa, Chordata, Mammalia, Artiodactyla, Suidae. Bases 155 to 1816 code for a protein of 553 amino acids. Gene Ontology annotation, biological process: nucleoside diphosphate catabolic process.